UUGAAUACUUCACUUUUAUGAAUAAUCAAAAUAACUUAAUUUGGGCAUAAGGUAAAGAAAAUACUAAUAAACUAACAAUCUUUACAGCAGAACGAAAUAGUUUACAUUCGAGCUAACAAAUGUAAUUACUACUUUCACUUUGACUCAAUGAUGACAUACUACGUUUGUCGGUGUUUUUUCUCAAAUAAUAUUUUUUUGAAACAAUACAAUUUGCAUGUGACAUACAAGGAUGAAGAGCAGUUUAAGCAUGACUAUUUACAGAUAUUGAGAAAACGUGGUUGUAAUACAGAAGAAAAAAUCCGGGAAGCAUGUCGAGAGGAAGAGUACCUAGCAUCUGAAUUUUUAGCUCUAGUCCAGGCAUGUAAAGCUAAUAAAUCGGCGUCACUUGAGGAGAUCUUUGACAGAAUUAAAGUGGAAAAGGCCGAGAGAGUGUAUACCUUUCCUAUUUUUACGGAGGAGUUCUGCCGCCUGUUUGUUGAAGAACUAUCACACUUUGAAGAUAGCGAUUGUCCUAAAGGCAGGCCAAACACAAUGAAUAAAUACGGGGUGUUGCUGAAUGAGCUGGGGUUUGACGAGGACUUUCUGACGCCAUUGCGCGAGCACUACAUUGCCGCCAUCACCUCCCUGAUGUACCCUGACUGGGGAGGGGCUUUCCUGGACUCCCACAAAGCGUUCGUGGUCAAGUACAAACUAGGUCAAGACACGGACCUGAAUUAUCACUACGACAAUGCGGAGAUUACUUUGAAUGUGUCACUAGGGAAAACUUUCACUGGCGGCGAGUUGUACUUCGGUGACAUGUUCAGACCUCGUGAGACUUCCAACCAAAAUGCGAGAUUUACUGAGAUCUCGCACGUGCCAUCUAUAGCGCUGCUGCAUAGAGGACAACACAGACAUGGGGCCUCACCGAUAACUAGCGGGGAACGGUAUAACUUAAUAAUUUGGAUGCGAUCCUCGGCAGUUAGAAACGCGUGCUGUCCCAUGUGUUUUGAGGAACCAGAUCUAGUUCCGACUGUCGGAUUUGGGGACGGAUUUACAAAACAGACAGAAACAGUAGAUGUUUGUACUGUUUGAUUUGAUAUAAUAUGUUAAAGUAUGUAUCACACUCACAUCUAAUAUGUCUUUCAAUAUAGUAAAUGACUAAACGAUGUGUUUAACACAGGAAACGUCCUGAUUUUUAUUCCCUCGCUAUCAAUGCAAUGAUAUACAUGUACGAUGAACUUUUUUUCUGCUUCAGACUUAAACUUUGUAUAAUUAUGCCCGUCAUUUCCAACAUUAUUUGAUUGGUUUUUUUUUCAGUUGGAUGAUAUAUAUCGCUGAAACAGUUAUCUCUCCUGCAAACUAGAAUAUCCUUCUUUACCGGUCCUCGACAGCAAAGUCAAUAUUGCUCAAGGAAUCAUUGAAACUGUUUCAGUAUCAUGAAAAACAAUUUUUCAGAUUAAUUCAUUUUUAUUUAUUUAUUCAUCUUACCAAUUCAGAUUAUUUAAUUUUUAGAACAAUGAUAAAUAUAUGACCCAU
Magallana angulata is the source of this 1515-nucleotide messenger RNA. RefSeq names its product 2-oxoglutarate and iron-dependent oxygenase domain-containing protein 2-like. The record is from RefSeq and is a predicted model, not a curated record. Lineage: Eukaryota; Metazoa; Mollusca; Bivalvia; Ostreida; Ostreidae. Gene Ontology annotation, molecular function: iron ion binding; L-ascorbic acid binding; oxidoreductase activity, acting on paired donors, with incorporation or reduction of molecular oxygen. Bases 148 to 1071 code for a protein of 307 amino acids. The transcript has 5 exons.